This is a messenger RNA of Branchiostoma belcheri (Belcher's lancelet), 5442 nucleotides long. RefSeq names its product RING finger protein 17-like. Lineage: Eukaryota; Metazoa; Chordata; Leptocardii; Amphioxiformes; Branchiostomatidae. The record is from RefSeq and is a predicted model, not a curated record. The coding region runs from base 138 to 5417 and encodes 1759 amino acids. Gene Ontology annotation, molecular function: zinc ion binding. The transcript is spliced from 43 exons.
UGGAGGGAAAAAUAAGAUGGAGGUCCCAUAUGGCAACUUUUCUGGAAGAAGGAAACUUUGUUUUUGUUACAAAUAGUGGAAAAUUAGGUCGAUUUUCGUCGAUGUUUCUCACAGUUUAGUCACAGACGACGUAUGAGAUGGCAGACAGCAUGCAGAGAAGUCCCACUUGUCCGAACUGUUGCAGAAAUUUCGUCACACGAGACCAGGGGAACUCCUGUUACCCCCUGCUGCUGAAGUGUGGCCAUACUUUCUGUGAGGGGUGCCUGAUCAGACUGGCCAGGCUACAGAAGACAACCAUUGCCUGUCCAACAUGUCAGGUCAAUACCCCACUACCGAAAGCAGAACAAAGUGUCCGCAGCCUAUGGCCAGAUAUCUACACCCUUGGACUGUUGGUGGUCAACAAGCGUUUUUCAUUGGAAAAUGGAGGGGCCAUCAAACCAUCACAAAAGAGCAGAAACACUGUUGACAACGGCGACCUCGCUUCUCCUCCUGCUGUGGACAAACAGAAGAAACAUGUGUCAAAGUGUGCAGAAUGCAACACCAGGAAUGCUUCUUGUAGAUGUGCCAAGUGUGAGUGUGAUCUAUGCGGGCUCUGCUUUGACAAGGUGCACAAAGUAUCACGUACCCUGAUGAGACACCAGGCAUCUCCACUGACACCAGAUGGAAUGACCAGUGGCUGCCAGGCACACAACAAUCGGAUCAUAGAGUUCUACUGUGAGGAUGACAGGUCCUCCAUCUGUUCUCACUGUGUAGUCAUGGGUGACCACAAAAACCACAACAUUGUAUCCAUCCUUGAUAAGAACAAAGAGGUUGCAGCUGAAAUUGAGCCAGCGUUACUGGUGGCCAAAGCUGCUCUGAGGAGAAUAAAGGAGGCCGAUAAGGUCCUGACUGAUGCCAUCCCAGGGUUGAGGACUGAGGUAGCACAGCUAACACAUGAACUCAGGACACACUUCCAAAUGUUACAUGGUGCACUACAGGCCAGGGAGAUAAGUUUGCUGGAACAAAUAGAAGAGGCAGGAAAAGCCCAGGUCCAGCCACUGGAGGGCAUGAGAAACACCCUUGUUGAGCAUGCAAAGAUGCUGGAUUCUUUAGCAAAAGAUGCACACAGAGCCUUGAAGAACACACAGACCCUGCUGAAUGCCACAGAGAUAGUGGACAAGUUGUCAUCAGCUGAUGAUCUGCCCUGCUGUGCUGUAGCUUCAGAACAGAAAGGACCAAACAUACAUUGUUCCUUGAACAAAAGCCUGGUGGAUGUCAUCAGUUCUUAUGGCACAGUGGAAAAUAACUCCAAUCCAAGAUAUGACCUGAGGCGUAUCAGUGAGGUCCCACCAGAGUGGGUACAACAGAUGCCUGUACAACCAGCAGAAAAUCAAGGCCUGGCUGAACUCAAUGGGGCGGAGUCUGACAGUUCUGUGGACAGGUUUGGGUCUCAGGACUCCAGUCAUGGAGGGGAGGACACCUCCAGUAAGGACAGCAGUCCUCGGCAGAAGAGAAAACAGAGAGUCAGGACCAGCUGGAAACCAAGUCGUUGGGAGCUGGUGUUUGUGACCCACAUCAAACACCCCUGUCACUUCCUGGUGCAGAGACUGUCAGAUAACGACCGUGUGGAUGCCAUGAUGAAGGCCAUUAACAGGUUCUGUAACAGUCAGGACCCAGAACAUGUCAGCAGGGACAACAUAGCAGUAGGUGACCUGUGCCUUGCACAGUACAGUUUUGACCACAAGUGGUACCGAGGCAGGAUCAGGGCCAUGUCAGGAGGGACUUCGGACGACUCCUCAGACAGCGGGACAGACAAGAAGGAACCCAUGGUGGAGGUGGCUUAUGUAGACUACGGAAACUCUGAACUGGUACCCAUCAGAAGGCUGCGGAAGAUGCCCCAGAGAUUCCAGACUAUCCCUGAAAUGUCCAUGUGCUGUUCUCUGGUCGACAUAGUCCCAAUUGAUAAGGAAACAGGAAAGUGGUCCCAGGAAGCUAUACAAGCUUUUGCUAAGAUGGUUGGAGACAAGCCAGUUCUAAUGAAGAUCCUGAAUCAUUCCGGAAGUCUACUGCAGGUAGAUCUACACAAGCCACCUAAUGAAGACAUAGACACAGACAUGCCAGUGUCCCUCCGUGAUGCCCUGGUGUUCCUGGAGGUGGCCUACCUCAGGUCACCACACUCCGUACCAUCCUUUACUGCCUCUGUCCUGCAGCCCAGAAGGAAGUUCCUGCCAGCUGAACCACUGCUGCAGGGUCAGGACAUCCCUGUGUUAGGCAGCCAUGUCAUGGGACCGGACCUCUUCUAUGUACAAGUCAUCAGUGUAGCAGAAGCACAGUACAUGAGAGACAUGAUGACUCAAAUGCAGGAGUUGUACAAUCAAGACCAGGGUGAAGAUUGGAGCAUUCUCUGUCCACAUGAAGGCAUGGUGCUGGUUGCUAAGUAUGAGGAGGAUGACCUAUGGUACAGGGCACAAGUUGUGGAUCUUCCAGGUAACAAGCAGGUGGACAUCACAUAUGUGGACUUCGGGAACUCUGCCCGUGUCACCUGUUCACAGCUGAAGAAGAUACCAGACAAGUUUCUCAAACUCCCUGUACAGGCUGUCCCUUGUGUCCUGGCAGAUGUGGAGCCUCGAGACGUUUCCAAAGGAUGGUCGGACGAGGCACGUCUCCAGUUCAACCAGAUGGCCCUGUUUAAGAGCCUGGUGGUGAAUGUGCAGGGGAAGACAGCCGACUCCAAACUCAAGGUGCUGCUGUAUGACUCACUGGACAAACAGACAUGUAUCAACAGUCUUCUGGCACAGGAGGGACAUGGAACCUUCACUGCACAGGGGUCACAACCAGUACCAGUACCAGUACCAGUUGCAGUACGUGAGGAGACAGUGGGUGAGGAGAGUGUAGACAUACAGGUACCAGAGGAGCCGGCUGGAACAGACAUCCAGGAAGUCCCACUCACACACUCCUCAUCUGUAGAACUGGAACCUACCCUGCCACUGGAGCCACAGCCUCCCAGAGAAGACAUACCAAAGGCACCUGAGACCUGCCCCAAUGGUAAUGACCUGGACAUUGAUCCGUGCCUAGCGCCCCCUAUCCAAGAGGGAGAGAACUGCCUGCCUGUCACUGUCUGUCACGUGGAGUCACCUGCACAGGUGUUUGUACAGCUGGCAUCGGCUGGGGAGGACGGAUUAGACAGAAAAAUACUGGACUUCAUAAGUCUGAUGUCAGAGAUGGAGGAACACUACAGGGACAGUGAACCCAGCCUCAUCUCCUGGAAGGAACAGGAUAUCUGCUGUGUCAAGUACUCAGUGGACAACAGGUGGUACAGGGGCAGGGUCAGCAGCAGUAAGGGCAACAACAGCUUUGAGAUCUUCCACCUUGACUACGGUAGUCGAGAAGUCGUGUCGGUGGACAACCUCCGUCCCCUACCGGAGAAGUUCCAGUACCUGCCAGCCUUCGCUAUCUGCUGUCACCUGGCCAACCUUGUGCCUGCAGGUGGCAAGGACACCUGGACAGCUACAGCGUGUGAGUUCCUCACCAGCCUGGUUACCGGCAUCCCCUGCACCCUGGUCACCAAGGGUCCAGUAGAAGAAGGGUCCCUGCCUGUGGACCUGCUGUAUGAACACAGAGUGCAGGAGACAGCCCUGACUGCUGCCAAGGCCAGUCUCAUCAGUGUCAGUCAGAGUCUCAUCCACGAGGGAGUCGCACUCAAGAAGAAAAGGACAAAUAUAUCACUGAAGUCUGAAUCAGGGGCCGCACCCCAGCCUGCAGAAAACACAGCUACUGUAGACCACAACUACAAUGUCAAGAACAUCUCCGAGGAGCCAGUGGCAUCAGGAGAAGCAGACAAGAUACCCGGGGAAGAGGAGGAGGAGGUCUGUGAGAAGUGGAGGUUCAGGAAACCACUCCUCCCAGCCAAGGAACAGUUCCCUAUAGCCAUCACUUUCAUCAACUCUAAAGCUGUCAUCUAUGGGCAGGAGAUUAAGGAAGACAACAGCACUCUGGAGGACAUGAUGUUAACGCUUCAGAAACAGAACGAGAUGGGUCCAGAACUGACCAAUGGGAACAGCUGUUACAAGUGGAAGGUGGGAGAGCCCUGUCAGGCACAGUUCACACAAGACCAGCACUGGUACAGGGCCAGGGUGCAGAAAGUCACCGAACAGGGUGUUGAGGUACAGUAUGUGGACUUUGGUAACACAGAGGUUCUACCAGCUCACAGUUUGAGAAGACUGACAAAUCUGAUGGCUAUCCCACAACAGUGUCUGGAGAUGGAACUGUUCGGUGUCUGGCCGAUCUCCCCUGAUGGGGCGUGGCCGACAGAAGCUGUCCUGUUUCUCCUGGAGAAUGUGAUGGGACAGACAUGCCUGGCUAUUCUUAAGAGUAAGCCGUCUAAAGGCCCCCUGCGUGUGGAGCUGGUACUGGGGGAUGGACAGAAUGUGGGAGAGAUGAUGGUGAACAGAGGACUGGCAGCACCAGGGAAAAAACCUUGUGGAGAACUCAUGUACCCAGCUGGAGAGGAGGUGACUGAACUGUUGGACAGCCUGAAGGCAGUUCAGAGGUCCCCCCAGAGGUUAGCUGCUCUGAAGGGCGUGCCGGCAGAAGAGCGGGGCUACCAGACCCCGUCAGACGACGACAGCUGUUGUGAUGAGGAUGACGCGGCGUACUGUCCACCCUUCACCCCCGCCAUACUGCCUCCACCCGGUCAACACUUCAAAAUCAACAUCACACAUGUGGACCAGCCCAACCAGAUGUAUUUCCAGCGUGUUAUGUCUGCUGAUGAUGGUAAAGAUAAUGAAGAUGACCCUACACUAGCAGAGACUCAGCACCAGCUCCAGAUGCUGGAGACCAUUACUGACGAGAUAGUGGCCCAAGUCGACACUUUCCAUCCACUGGACAAUAUUAUAGCUGGGAUGGCCUGCUGUGCCUGUUACACCAUGGAUGACAGCUGGUACCGUGCACAAGUCAUCAGUGUGCAGUCCCUGGACCCUCUGGCUGUCUGGGUCCUGUAUGUGGACUAUGGCACCUCUGAACUCCUCAUGGCUGAUAGACUGAAGCAGCUGCCUGAGCGUUACCAGACCUUACCCAUGCAGGCCACCAAGUGUACCCUUCUGGGUGUCCAGCCUGUAGAACUGACCGGUCAGGAGUCCGGCCUGCUCCCGGAGAGCAACUGGACACACCAUGCCCUCAAGGCCAUGAUAACAGCCGUGGACAACAAGGUGCUCACAGCCUGUAUCAAGGACCCAGGCCCCCCUCCCUCCCUCCUCCUGUUUGAAAGCAUCAGCCCCAAACCCCGUCUGGUGGUUCAGUCCCUGGUGGAGCAGGGUCUGGCUGUGCCUGAUACCACAGGCCUGGAGGGGCUGGAGUGGGUGUUAGAUAACAUGGCAGACGCACAAUCACCUGGGAACAAAGAAAUCAGUGAAGAAGCACUGGAGCAAGAACUGGACUAGUGUUAGACAACAUGGCAGACUCACA